AAGGCGGCCAGAAUUGCUUCCCACGACUGGGUCGAGUCUGGUCUCAACAGCCUGGUCUGGGGGAGUCACUCCAUAUGACAUCCACUGUCCCAGAACUCUGCCAAGAGGGGGGUGGGUCAGGCGAACGAGCUUAGAGAGCCCCCGCCCUUCCCUGCUGCUCAGCGUCACGCGUGACGUCCCGGUGAUGGCUGGGAGGAAAGCGGAGAGCGGUGAAGGAAGGCGGGUCUGAGAGCUGCUAAAAGCUGAAAACCCCGGAAAGCUGGGAACUCAAGAUAGCUGCCCUGGAUUAGUGCUGGUGACUCAACCACACACAUGUAAAUCCUGCAUCAGGCCACAGUAAGAUGGGUGAUUUGCCCUUAAAUAUCAACAUUCAGGAACCUCGGUGGGACCAAAGCACAUUCCUAGGCAGAGCCCGGCACUUCUUCACAGUCACUGAUCCCCGAAAUCUGCUGCUGUCCGGGGAUCAGCUGGAAGCUUCCCGGAACAUCGUUCAGAAUUACAGGGCUGGUGUGGUAACCCCGGGGCUCACUGAGGACCAGCUAUGGAGAGCCAAAUACGUGUAUGACUCAGCAUUCCAUCCGGACACGGGGGAGAAGGUGGUCUUGAUUGGCCGAAUGUCAGCCCAGGUGCCCAUGAACAUGACCAUAACUGGCUGCAUGCUUACCUUCUACAGGAAGACUCCGACUGUGGUGCUCUGGCAGUGGGUGAAUCAGUCCUUCAAUGCUAUCGUGAAUUACUCUAACCGCAGCGGGGACGCUCCCAUCACUGUGCGGCAGUUGGGAACAGCCUAUGUGAGUGCCACCACAGGGGCUGUGGCUACUGCUCUGGGACUCAAGUCUCUGACCAAGCACCUACCCCCACUAGUCGGUCGGUUCGUGCCCUUCGCAGCUGUGGCCGCAGCCAACUGUAUCAACAUCCCCCUGAUGAGGCAGAGGGAGCUGCAGGUGGGCAUCCCAGUGACUGAUGAGGCUGGUCAGAGGCUUGGCCACUCGGUGACUGCUGCUAAACAGGGAAUCUUCCAGGUGGUGAUAUCGAGAAUCGGCAUGGCGAUUCCUGCCAUGGCCAUUCCCCCAGUGAUCAUGAACACUCUGGAGAAGAAAGAUUUUCUGAAGCGCCGCCCCUGGCUGGGGGCGCCCCUGCAGGUGGGACUAGUAGGCUUCUGCUUGGUAUUUGCCACACCCCUGUGCUGCGCUCUGUUCCCUCAGAGAAGCUCCAUACAAGUGAGCAGGCUGGAGCCGGAGCUGAGAGCUCAGAUCGAAGCACAAAACCCCAGCAUCGAUGUGGUUUACUACAACAAGGGGCUCUGAGGGGAGUCGGCCUCUGCCCCUGUCCUUACCUCCUUAGGCUGCUUCUCUGGUGCCACCUUGUAACGCUACCACCUGUUUAUCUUCCGGGUACCGGGCGAGGGGCUUGAUGUUGGAGCAGCCACUGAGACCAGCAAACUUAGACUGGGGGAGGCACCCCUAUAAGCCUCUUCUCUCCUCUCUGGUUUCAAAGAGCAAGUCACAAAACCCAUCCCUCCUGUGUUUGUGUGUGUGCAGAGACACAUGCAGCACAUACAAGUGUUUAUACAUUUGGUCCUGGAAGCUAAGAGCAGAAAUGCUGUUCUAGGAUGUCCUGAUAUUUGUCUUCUCUCCUCAGACUCCUGUCUACCUAACAGUAAGCCAGGUGAUAGGUGGGACUUCCUUCCCUAAACUGUUCCUCUGGCCAAGUCAUUUCUGACAGCAUCUUAGCCUUCUGCACCCAAGAUUAGCCCCAGGAUCCCAGAACACCAACUAAAGGACAUCAGCAGGCCACAACAACUUAACACUUCAGGUUUCGAGUAGCUAGCUCUAAAAGCUGGUUCAGGACCUGGGCUGGCAGAGGCAGCAGUGCGGGAUCAGGGAGGCGGGGGGCUCAUGUUUGCUGGUCCCCACACCCUAGAAUGACUUCACUCCUCUCUUCUUUUCUUGUGGAACACGGGGAUGUCAGUAGCCUGCACUGCUCUCCACGCUUCAAUGUGGGUGCUUUUAGGGACAGUUUUGGAUAUCCUUGGUCUGUUCUGAUGACUCAUGACUCAGACAGAAAUCCCAUACUUCCAAUUCCUUCCCCAGUUAGAAAGCCACACAGGAAGAGCAAGCAUUCCCUUCAGGAGCUGCCACCACCCGUACCCACUUAUAGGGGGACCGGAGUGGGAACGGUGCUUAAACACAGGCCUCAAGCGUACAAUAUCAAGACAGGUAAUUCUGUGUUUUGUUGACUCUUCUUAGACACACCCCCGACCUCAGCUCCUUCCUUUCCAUCUACCCUGUCUCUGGGAGAACCCAGGGCUUCAUAUAUGAUAGGCAAGUGCUCUACCACUGAGCUAUAGCCCCGGUGCGCUCUCUUGCGCUCUCUCUCUCUUUCUUCCUCACUCUCCUU
Molecule: messenger RNA, 2400 nt
Organism: Grammomys surdaster
Lineage: Eukaryota; Metazoa; Chordata; Mammalia; Rodentia; Muridae
Gene: Sfxn3
Product: sideroflexin 3
Exons: 12
Coding region: 342-1307 (321 amino acids)
Biological process (GO): serine import into mitochondrion; monoatomic ion transport
Cellular component (GO): mitochondrial inner membrane
Molecular function (GO): monoatomic ion transmembrane transporter activity
Source: RefSeq, a predicted model, not a curated record